AUGGGACAUGUGAGUGAGGUAGAUUUUUCCGUGAUGGCAACAUUUGCGGAAUUUUAUGUUACAAUGCUCGAAUUCGUCAACUUUCGACUUUAUCAGUCAGUUGGACUGUUUUAUCCACCUAAACUUGCUUUUAAAUCGGACAAGCUUGAAGACGAUGAUCAAGCUGAAGAAGGAAGAGUAUACAGUUUAGCGUGUCCACUGUCGAAAUUUGAAAAUUAUGAGGAACAAAUUGAUGCCAAUAUCGGUGAUGAAGUCGAUAAUGUACUCAACGAAAAGUUAUGCGAUGUCGAAAAAAGAAAACAGCUGUUUGCAAACUAUCGUUUUUGGUUAAAUCGUGAAGUCCCAAAGGAUGUUCUUGCAAUUAUUAUAAGAAGCUGUGGUGGCUUGGUUUCCUGGGAAAAUUGUCCAGCGGCACAGUAUUAUGAAAAUGAUGCUCAGAUUACCCACCAAAUAGUGGACAGACCACUACUUGACAGUCAUAAAAAUAUUAACAGAUGUUACGUACAACCGCAGUGGGUCUUCGACAGUUUUAAUAGAAGAAGUUGCCUUUCAAUAAAGAAGUAUCUUCCCGGUGCAAUACUGCCACCUCACUUGUCACCUUUUUCCAGUGAUUAUGACACUUAUGAAGAGCAGCUCAACCAGUUGAGGCUAUUAAGCAAAGCAUCGGCAAACGUGACCAACAGAAUGGAAACUGAGGAAGAAAGCAAAGUGCAAGAAAGGAAAAAAAUUCGAAAAGAAAAGGAAGUACCAAUUAUAAACGUCAACAAAGGUCGAAUGCAUAAAGAAAAUUUGCAGAAGAAACUAAACGAAAAGGGACAUGAACUCAAACUACGUGAAAUGCUCAUACCGAAAAAACGUAGACGAGUGUAUUCCAAAAUCAAGCGAGGAAUUAAACGUCGAGUUCACGAAGAGAAGAAAUUAAAUGAGAAAAGAUUGAAAAUGUUGAAAGCAGCGGAUUGA
Brugia pahangi is the source of this 960-nucleotide messenger RNA. Lineage: Eukaryota; Metazoa; Nematoda; Chromadorea; Rhabditida; Onchocercidae. The record is from the annotation of a GenBank genome assembly.